Molecule: messenger RNA, 699 nt
Organism: Fulvia fulva
Lineage: Eukaryota; Fungi; Ascomycota; Dothideomycetes; Mycosphaerellales; Mycosphaerellaceae
Exons: 2
Coding region: 1-699 (232 amino acids)
Source: RefSeq, a predicted model, not a curated record
AUGGCAUACUCCCCACAAGCCACUCCUGGCAAGAAGCGCCGCAUCGACUCUCUUGCCACCAACACUGCCGGUGGCAACGAACCGCCGCAAUGGUCACCAAAUGGCCCCCUCUCCGCCAACACAAACACAGACAUCAACACACCCUACCAACCUCUUACACCCGACCGCACGCCAGCUCGAGCUCCUCGACCGCAACCUGGCCUGUUUAGUAAACAAGCCCGUGCCCAGCGUAACGGAGUUCCAGCUGCACUCCAGCCGCCACCUCCUGAUCUCGAUCCACAAGCCGACUUCACAACCGCCCUCUCCCAAGCCAAACCCCUCCUCACCAACCUCGACUCCCUCUUCCUCCGCCCCCUAAUCGACCUCGCAAAACAAGUCACCACCCUCAAAGCCUCGCGCUUACAAGAACGCUCCGAGUUCCAGCAUCUCCAAGCCGAGCUCCGCGACCUCAAGAACGAGAACGCCGCCUUAUGUCGACACGUCGAUGCCUCUUUCACAGACCACGCCGCCAAGACCCAGAAAGCAGUCAGCGAAGUGAACACAAAGGUAGAAGAGCUGCACAUGCGUGUCGACGAUCUGGAGGGAGGCGAUGAGCCAGUGGCGGGAGGAGCGUAUGGAGGACCGAGAAUGACAGGGCCGAGCCGGCAGCCGAGUGUGUUUGGGGGACUUUUCGGUGAGAAGGGGGAGAGUGGCUGUUAG